GAUGGAGAGUGCCGCAAGAGCCGAGCUCGUCUGCAACCACACGGCUGCGUGGGACUGGAUUUACGCCAUGCAGCCUGCCUACAUGUCCAUCAUCUGCCUCCUUGGAGUGAUCGGCAACUCCUGCGUGCUAGGUGUGUUCUGUCUGCAGAAGCGGCGCAGCUCCGUGGCCGACAUCUACCUGAGCAACCUGGCCGCGGCGGACCUGCUCAUGGUUUCCUGCCUGCCCUUCUGGGUGGAAACCGUGGUCAACAAGUUCCACUGGAGAUUUGGCGAGGCCAUGUGCCAGUUCAUCAACACUGUCAUCGGGAUGAACUAUUACUGCAGCGUGCUGUUUCUGACGCUCGUGAGCGUGGACAGGUACCUGGCCCUCACGAGGCCCCUAACCCGAGGGAGGGAGCGACGGGCCUGGUGGGCGCGGGCGGUUUGCUUCAUGGUCUGGAUCGCUGGGGUCCUGCUCAGCUUCCCGGCUAUCCUCUUCCGCUCCGUUCAAUUCCUCCCCGACCUGGGGGUCGACGCAUGCCGCGUAGACUAUCCCCAUGAAGGCUGGAGACUGCGCUACAACAUGACUGUCAGCACCGUAGGCUUCCUCAUUCCAGUUCCCAUUUUGUCUUUCUGCAGUUACCACAUCACCAAAGUUCUCCAGAGCAGCCGGAAGUUGAGAAAAGGCAAGGGGGGCAGUGUGGAAAGGAAGGCUGCGUUCCUGGUUCUUGUUGUUCUGGCUGCGUUCAUCCUCUGCUGGCUGCCCUACCAGGUUCUCAUCUUCUUGGACACUUUGGAUCACUUUGAAGUCUUUCCUGGAUGUACAUGGGCUUACGCCUUGGACAUUGGAGACCAGUUGGCUACUUAUCUUGGCUACAGCAACAGUUCAUUGAAUCCCUUCCUGUACGUGAUUGUGGGGAAACACUUUAAGCAACAGGCCAGGGAAGUGUUUACACGUUGCAGGAGAAAGAGGCAGAGGAAGUCCGGUCAUUUAACUGCUAAUCUCAACGCAACCAAACUAACUGAUAGCACAAAAAUCUGAAUCAACAACACAAAGAGAAAGGCAGCUGGUCAAGAACUCAGUUUAAAUAACAGAUAGAAAGUUACAUCAUAUGAUUACUUAUUAAAGAGUUGAUAAUCUUAAGAAAACAGCAAGAGGACAAUAGAUUUCCUUCAAUUCUUCAAAACAGCCCCCUGUUGCCAACUCUUUUCUAAUAAAAAAAAGCUAUUAGUCCAAGGUUAAAACUUUGCUAAACCUAGCAAGAAAGUUGCAAAGAUGGCUAUCUUUAGGACGCAUAUGGCUGUCACUCUGAGAGCUUGUGUAAGACUUUUGUUACGAGCAAUUUGAAAGGUUUGUAAAAGCACUGCAAAAGCAACAUAGAGCAGAUUAUUUUACUGUAUUUUUUGCUUCUGAGAUCUCAAUAUAACAAAGAUGUUUUUGAAGAAGGAUGUCAACUUUAACUACAAAAAUGCCACUUGGUCAAAUUUGCCUAAGAGUUUGAUAAGAAAGUUGAUACCACUUUCAUGUCUGUAAGAUAAAUAUGAAGAUUUGCCUACCAGCAUCUGGAACUAACAUUGUACAACAUUAGCCAUUAUACUGUCGUCUUUGUUAAUCUUGAAUUUGAUAUGAUUAUAAUGAAUGUAUUGUGAUAGUAGUUUCUCAUCCAGAACUUUUCCUUUUUACCUGCUAAUUUAAGCCAUUAUCGGUUUUGAUAAAGUUCUAAUGUAUAGGUGUUGUCCGAGGCCGUGCUUUAUGUUUAUUUAGCAACCAUCAGGAAAGAGUUUUUCUAAGAAGUUUGGGUUCAACUACUUAAAAAAACAACAAAUCCAUCACGUUUGUGUAUUAUGCUGCCCUCUGUAUGUGGAGUGAAAUAUAACUUUUGAUUAUGGAAUAAUAAUAUCUUUAAAAAUCGAGUCAACCGUGAAGCCUGUUUUUUAUCCGGAAGAGAAAAAUACCAUAUCUUUUCAGGAUAAUUCAGCAAUAAAUGUAAAAAGUGUUUUUUUUGCCAAAUUAAGUGGUAUCUAUUACUUUCAGAAGCAGGGUCAUUGUUUUGAUACGAAAAUAUUUUUGCCUUGACAAUGAGCCACAUUCCUUUGGAAAAUGUCAUAAUUGACUGCAAAAAUUCAAAUCAGCAGCUCUUGACCAUAAAAGGGAUGCUGCAGCUCAGAGUCAUUUUUAGAUAAAACAUCCCACUGCGGACUGACAAUAAAAUGUGU
This is a messenger RNA of Pungitius pungitius (ninespine stickleback), 2196 nucleotides long. RefSeq names its product B2 bradykinin receptor-like. The record is from RefSeq and is a predicted model, not a curated record. Gene Ontology annotation, molecular function: C-C chemokine binding; bradykinin receptor activity; C-C chemokine receptor activity. Gene Ontology annotation, cellular component: membrane; external side of plasma membrane. The transcript has a single exon. NCBI's taxonomy places the organism in Eukaryota, Metazoa, Chordata, Actinopteri, Perciformes, Gasterosteidae. Gene Ontology annotation, biological process: calcium-mediated signaling; positive regulation of cytosolic calcium ion concentration; immune response. Bases 2 to 1021 code for a protein of 339 amino acids.